Molecule: messenger RNA, 2174 nt
Organism: Acanthochromis polyacanthus (spiny chromis)
Lineage: Eukaryota; Metazoa; Chordata; Actinopteri; Pomacentridae
Gene: p2rx4b
Product: purinergic receptor P2X, ligand-gated ion channel, 4b
Exons: 12
Coding region: 740-1924 (394 amino acids)
Biological process (GO): monoatomic cation transmembrane transport; response to ATP
Cellular component (GO): plasma membrane; nuclear inner membrane
Molecular function (GO): ATP binding; purinergic nucleotide receptor activity; extracellularly ATP-gated monoatomic cation channel activity
Source: RefSeq, a predicted model, not a curated record
UGAAACACACCUUACAAUAUAACUGACUGAAUGGUAGCAACCCAUAUUCAUGAAGGCUGUAAUAUGGAAGCAGUAGUGCAAUGCUUAAGUCUCAGUGUUUCAAACAUUGCCGUGGCCAGCAUCAGGCGCUUCAACAAUGCUGAUAAAUGAUUGUUAUUUUCAGGUUGAAUUUAGAUCACCAUUAGACACCAGACUGUUUAACUGUGGCUACUCUUCCUGGAGUCCUUGCUUUUAAAUUUCAUACCUUUUCAAGACAUACACUGUAUAGCCACGGAUUUGCUCCAUGGUGCCGAUUCAUAAUCUGUCCUUAAUUGUUCGUAGUGCUAAUAAUAAAGUAAAAACUAAAUGAUACAGAAAUCAUGUAUUUAAAUGUAUUUGUGCUUUUAUUCAGUUUGACUAUCCACUUUGCCCAAGACAGCAAAGGUAUAAAAGUUGUAUAUUUAUAUUAUAUAUAGUAGGUCUGGUGCUACAUAAAGACUGUAGAAGUGUAAGGUGGAAUUUCAGUGUUCUACUUGUGCUGUGGGAUCCUAAUGUGUGACUGGAGAACACACUGUUGUGGCUUUCAUUUUAGUAGCAGUUACAGCUAAACAUAAAAAGAAGUUCAGUCCAUGCUGUAUGCCUUCCCAUUUAAAGUGGGAUGUUUCCACUGUGAAUAUGAUUUGAAUGCAAGGAUUUGAAUAAGGGCAGAUAUGUCCACUCACUAUUACUGCUGAGUCCAUCACUGGAGUGUGGUGCAGAGAUGUGCAAGACUGCAGGCAGCUGCCAGGGCUGUUUGCACUACGUGUUCGAUUAUGAAACACCCAAAACACUGGUUAUUCCAAACAUUCGUGUAGGAUGUGUCUUCAGGUUCACCCAGCUGCUGGUGGUACUGUAUGUGGUGGGGUAUGUGUGUGUGGUGCAGAAAGCCUACCAGGACACAGACUCUGUCAUCAGCACUGUCACCACCAAGGUGAAAGGAUUUGCCUUCACUAACACAUCUGACAUUGGCCCUCAUCUAUGGGAUGUGGCAGAAUAUGUAAUCCCUCCUCAGGGUGAUCAUUCAUUUUUUGUGCUAACAAACAUGGUUGUCACCCCUGAACAGACUCAGUCACGUUGUCCUGAGCUUCCAAACCCAUCAACUACUUGUGUGGAUGACUGUGACUGUAUUGAGGGACACAGUGAUCCUCGGGGCAAUGGUAUACAGACAGGACUGUGUGAGAACUAUUCCACCACUGUUAAGACCUGUGAAGUGCUCUCCUGGUGCCCUCAUGAAGUAGACACUAAGCUGCCUGAACGUGCACUAAUGUCUGCAGCAGAGAACUUCACUGUGUUGAUCAAAAACAGCAUAACAUACCCAAAGUUCAACGUUCACAGGAGAAACAUACUGCCUCACAUUAACUCCUCAUACCUGAAGAUGUGUGAAUUCAAUCGUACAUCAGACCCUGACUGCCCCAUAUUCCGGCUCAAACACAUUGUUGCAGAGGCUGGAGAGGACUUUCAAGACAUGGCUGUGAAGGGGGGCAUCCUUGGUAUUCUCAUUGACUGGAGCUGUGACCUGGACUGGUGGGCGAAGAAAUGUUUCCCCAAGUACAGCUUCCGCAGGCUGGACAACAAACAUCCAGUCAAUAAUGUGGCUCCUGGAUACAACUUCAGGUUUGCAAAAUACUACAAGAAACCAGAUGGAGAGGAAACCAGGAUGCUAAUCAAAGCAUUCGGGAUCCGCUUCAACGUCAUUGUAUUUGGAACUGGAGGAAAAUUUGCAAUUGUACCAACCAUCGUGAACCUGGGUGCAGCUUUGUCCUUCCUCAGUUUGCUGCCCGCCGUUGCAGACUGGUUUAUGUUAACAUGCAUGAAGAAAAGAGAUCUUUACAGUAAACAGAAAACAUCAUAUCUGGUUGAGGACACAGAAUCAAUGCCAAUGGGUACCACCUAUGGAACCAAGUAACACGGUGCAGUCAGCAAGGUUUUUCUGCUGAGGAAUUUUAACCCGUUAUAAAAACUGACAUGAAAAUACUAUUUGAAUCCUUUAAUAAAGUUGGUUAAAUGUGAAGAGUGACCAUGACAAAUGUUUAAGUACAUAAAUAGCAGAGGUGGAAGAAGUACUACUAUCUUGCAUUUAAGUGAAAUUGGCAACAUCAUCCAUCCAUUCUCUAUACACCACUUUAUCCUCAUUAGGGCCUCAGGGGGGCUGGAGU